AUGCCAAAAGUCAGAAUUAGAAAGUCCCCAGGACGGCCCGCAUAUGUCUACCCUACAGAAAAUCCUUUUCGUCAGAGGGGCUUAGCAUCUACACAAUCGUUUCUCGCGCCAUUCAAACAUACGCCCAUCGAUCUCAAUACAGCAUCGAUACGUUUGAUUGAGAUCCUUCCCCCUAGUCCCAAUGGCACAAUACAGUGCAACAUCCGGAAUGCGACGGUAGACUCUGAGUACACCUGCCUGUCUUACGUCUGGGGUUCAGCAAGCCACACCAACAACAUCCUCAUCGACGGCAAGCUUUUUCAAGUGCGAAGAAAUCUUUUUGAAUUUCUGGAGAUGAUAAGCGCAAAGCAAGUUAUAACAAAGCAAGAGACGACAAGGCUUCACAGUGACAAAAGCCCAACGUUCGACCUCAGUCACGCAUCUCGAUCUCUCUGGAUUGAUGCGAUGUGCAUUGACCAGGAGAAUGUGGUGGAGAAACAUCAUCAGGUUAAACAAAUGGGUGAAAUUUACUCAAAUGCGCACUGUGUUCUCGUUUAG
Messenger RNA from Cucurbitaria berberidis CBS 394.84, 537 nucleotides. Its product is annotated as HET-domain-containing protein. The transcript has a single exon. NCBI's taxonomy places the organism in Eukaryota, Fungi, Ascomycota, Dothideomycetes, Pleosporales, Cucurbitariaceae. The record is from RefSeq and is a predicted model, not a curated record. The coding region runs from base 1 to 537 and encodes 178 amino acids.